Messenger RNA from Nelumbo nucifera (sacred lotus), 1842 nucleotides. RefSeq names its product pentatricopeptide repeat-containing protein At1g08070, chloroplastic-like. The record is from RefSeq and is a predicted model, not a curated record. Gene Ontology annotation, molecular function: RNA binding; protein binding. Gene Ontology annotation, biological process: RNA modification. NCBI's taxonomy places the organism in Eukaryota, Viridiplantae, Streptophyta, Magnoliopsida, Proteales, Nelumbonaceae.
AUGCCUACUAGAUUGAGUCGUCGGACCUGGAGCAGGGCCGAGGAGGAGCAGCUCAUUCGAUUAAUAAAUCAUUGCAAGGAUGCAAGACAAUUAAAACAAGUUCAAGCUUACCUAGUCGUGACUGGGCAAUCGCAAAACAACUUCCUCAUCACAAAACUUGUUCGUGAAUUCACGACUUUUGGUGACUUAAAACAUGCUCGGGCUGUUGUUGAUGCCGUUGAUAAUCCUAACGUCUAUUUGUGGACAGCCAUGAUUAGGGGCUACUCACAGCAGUCUGAUUCACAGCCUUGCUAUAGAGAGGCAAUAGCAACAUACGCCCGUAUGCACCGCCAAGAGAGCAGGACGAUGGCUGCGGACCAGGCACUUGCUUUCGCCUUAUCAUCAGUCCUAAAGGCGUGUUCGGGGUUCUCAGCACUGAGACAGGGAAUUCAGAUCCAUGCCCAUGUUGUGAAGUAUGGAUAUCAUACAGAAAUUCGCAGCCAGACGGCAUUGAUAGAUUUCUAUACUAAAUGUGAGUUCAUGGAAGAAGCACAGAAGCUCUUUGGUAAAAUGUCUGAGAGGGAUGUUCAAGCGUGGAAUACCAUGAUUGCAGGACAUGCGAAAUAUGGAAAUAUGAAUGCCGCCCGCUCUUUGUUUAAGGAGAUGCCAGUGAGGAACCUCUUCACUUGGGAGGUGAUGAUCACUGGAUAUGCAAACUUGGGUCGAAUGGAUUAUGCAAAAGAACUUUUUGAUCAGUUGGUUUCAGAUCAAUCUAGGCUCAACAGCAAUGCUAUCAUUUGCACAGCAAUGAUCACGGGCUAUGCGAAGUGCAACGACAUUACAAAUGCACGACUAAUCUUCGACAUGAUGGCUGAAAGGGAUGUGGCCUCAUGGAAUGCAAUGAUCUCUACCUAUUCUCAGGCGGGUUUCUUCAACGAGGCCCUGGAUCUCUUCCAUCACAUGUUAAGGAUAGGAGAUGUGAAACCAAACCAGACCACAAUUACUUGUGUGGUUGCUGCUUGUGCUCAAUUGGGAUCAGUCCAAUUGGCGGAACGGAUUGUAGAUUACAUCAAAAGUCAUGGGAACAGACUAAUGAAUAACCACACAGUAACAGCCCUCAUUGACAUGCAUGCCAAGUGUGGGAAUCCAGAUAGAGCAUCUGAGUUGUUCAAGAGCUGGAAUGACAAGGACUUGAUUUGUUAUAGUACUAUGAUGUCAGGAUUUGGUAUGCAUGGGCGUGGCAGAGAUGCUCUGAAGAUCUUCUCUCAUCUUCAGGAAGAUGGGCUGAAGCCUGAUAGUAUUUGCUUCAUUGUGGUCCUAUCUGCUUGUAGCCAUGGAGGUCUAGUGGAUGAAGGCUUCCAGUACUUCAAUUCCAUGCAGAGUGAUUACUCCAUUGCCCCAACUGCUGAUCACUACAUGUGCAUGGUUGACUUGCUAGGCCGAUCUGGCCGCGUAUCGGAUGCACACAGAAUUAUCACCGAAGCUAUGCCUCCUGUUAAGCCUCAUGCCGGAGUAUGGGGUGCUCUUCUGAAUGCAUGUAGAAUAUACAACAACAUUGAAGUGGGUGAACUAGCAGCUAAGAAUUUGCUAGAGAUGGAACCUGAGAAUUCAGGAAACUAUGUGUUGCUUUCUAACAUAUAUGCUAAAGCACAAAGAUGGGAUAAAGUUGCAAAGGUGAGGGCUCUCAUGAGGAACCGUGGGAUGAAAAAACCACCUGGUUGCAGUUGGAUUGAGAUUGAUGGAAAGACCCACAAAUUCUUUAUUAGUGAUGUACGAUAUCAUCAAUUGGAAAUGAUGAUGCAAGUUUUGGCCAGUGAAUUGAAGGCUCAAGGCUACUUUCUUGCUAUAGAUCAUGAUGAAUGA